This is a messenger RNA of Daphnia pulicaria, 3893 nucleotides long. Its product is annotated as NEDD8 ultimate buster 1-like. Gene Ontology annotation, molecular function: protein binding. Gene Ontology annotation, biological process: regulation of ubiquitin-dependent protein catabolic process. Lineage: Eukaryota; Metazoa; Arthropoda; Branchiopoda; Diplostraca; Daphniidae. The transcript is spliced from 13 exons. The record is from RefSeq and is a predicted model, not a curated record. The coding region runs from base 12 to 1889 and encodes 625 amino acids.
AUAUCUAAUAGAUGGCUCUGAUUGAUCAAAACAAAAACUUUGAAAUAUUUCGCGCCUUGCAGCAGACGACUAUCGUCAGAAUAUCGUUAUCGAAAAACAAGAAAACGUUGAUCAUGGAUUUCAACAAAGAACACUAUUUAGCUCGAAUUAGACAAAAACUUCAAGAGGAUGGCGUGAAGUUAUGGAUUUCACCAUAUUUCGUAGAUAAUAAGACCAAUGUAGAGAACUUGCAGGAAUUGGCAAUGAAUCUUUCUGAUAUGCUCGCUAUACCAUGUAAUGCCAUUCUCGUCAUGUUAACUACUCUGCAGUCCCAUGCUCUUGAGAAACUUGCAUCCAGGAAUCAGUUCCAACAAACAGGGAUGGCCACAUUACGGACAAAGAUUGUUGGAGGUUCUGGCACACAGAAUAACAUUGUCAUAUCCUUGAAUGAAUCUGGAGAAUCUUUAAAAAGAAGAAUGAUAUCUGAAAUGAACCAUCCAUCUACAACUAGACUAAAACUAAUUUGCAGUGGAUUGAUUCUGGAUGAUUCUAAAAGUUUGCAAGCUCAAAAAGUCACCAAUAACUCCCAGAUUCUUGCCAUUAUCCUUUCAUGUGAUCCAGCAUCCCAGAAAAUGGAAGAAAGAAUAUUCCAAGAAGUUGAAAUGAUCAAAGCUGAUGCUGACCUGUUGGCAAGUCAGGAGGAUGAAAACUAUCUCAGAAUAGCUGAUCAAUCGGGAAACAUUAUUGCCCUGCCAUUUGAAGAAAAGAAAUCCUUGGCUAUAGCCAUGGCCCUGCAUGAAAAAGGCCGUUCUGCUCUUAAACGGAAUCAAGUGUCACUUGCUUUGAUGCUAUUUCACGAGGCCGAUUCAAAAUUCAAUGCUUGUAGAUCGGAAUUACUUAGAGCAGUAGACAACGCUGCCCUACUAAACUUGGACAUUGCUUGGUGUUAUCUAUUACUCGGAAAUGCAGCCGAUAUCCCCGAUGCUGUUGUCCGCUUGAACCAAUGCGAGCAGUCCCUCUACAAAACCUAUGGAGCACAGAUGGAACGUCUCCUAACCCUGAAAGGAUCUACAGGCAACGAAGCUGUGUUAUUUUUACGGCUCCACUUACUCCAGGGAGUAGUGGCAUUCCAUCAAGGGAAAACGCUGGAGUCGAUCAAACUUUUGAAUCAAGCCAAGGAAGAGAUCCAGAAACUCACCAUCAACGAUGGCGAUUUGACUCAGUUAAUUGGCCUAGGCUUCACUUUGUCUGAUGCACGACUUAGUUUGCGCGCCUGUAGGGGUGAUUUGAAUGCGGCUUGCGUGUAUUUGCAGCGGCGCGAAGCCGAGAGAGAGGAGCGCUUGAACAAAGAAGAGGAAGAAGAAGAACGCGAUCGAGAGCGCAGGAAAUUGGGAAAGACGGCCAACAACCAGUGGGUCAAUCUUGGUUACCUCAACACUAUUGUCCAAAUGGGAUUCGAGCGAUCACGGGCUGCUGAAGGAUUGAAACAAACGAAUAACGACAUCAAUAGGACAUUGGAAUUUUUACAAAAUGAUUUUGACUCCUUCGGGACGGACGAUGCUUCUAGAGGAUAUUUUAGUGAAGAAUCCCUCGCUCAGGUAAUAUCGAUGGGGUUUUCAGUUGAGAAAGCCAAAGAAAUGCUUGAAAAGCAUAACGGAGAUGUGGAACGCGCAGUGGAGGAACUGGCAUCGAAUCUUGGCCGACCAGACGAUCAACCCGUCGCAGGGACGUCGAGAGAUUUCGAGAAGGUGGAAGCUUCCAAAAAACGUAAAGAAGAGACGAAGAAAGAAAAAGCAGCUUACAAACGUCUCGCCAAAGACAUUCCGAGAACGGAAGAAGAUCAUUUGGAUACUGGUCUUGAAUUAGAAUCAGAGUAUCUUCAUAAGUACUUGAGUUUUUUAACUUCUUAAAUUUCGGUCCCUAAAUUUGAAACCCCUCCCACCUGAAAACAAGAUAAUAAAUACUUUUUCGGUUACACAUAGAUGUCGUGAAAGACACGGUUGUUAUAUAUACUAUUGGGCAAGUCGAACUUCUAGAAAGAAAGUCCUUGGGAAUUGGAUAUGAUCAAUGUUUCCUUCUUGCGAGGUUCCCCGGCUUGUUUUCACAGAAUUUAAAUUAGUUCAUCCGGUUCGCGCAUUAUUCAAAACACGUUUCCUUAUUAUUAUUUUGGCUGUUUCCUUCUAGCUGCUGCUGCGGGCAUCAUCCGUUGCGAAAUGUCGAGCAAUGUUAUAUUAGUGUGCCCGUAUUUUCGCGAGCAGAGCCAAAACAUGAAACCAACCGGAUAAUCUUAAUAUUCUAUUGACCAAUGUGAAGAACCUCGUUUUGAUUCGUCUAGGAAAAACCCAAGACAUUUGAGCAGCGGAGGAUAUCAAUUCUGCAGUUUCAGCAAUUCAGGAUAUUGUUUCAAAUGCGCAGUUUUAGUUUUUGAAUAUCGCACAAAACUCUCCAAGGCAAGCUCAUUUGAUAGGGUUCUGCAGUUUAAAAUAAUCCUCGAUGACGUGAAAUGGCUGAUUCAUCGUGAUUCAUCACCGGCCAAUUUAUACGUUUACCGUGUCACGCGCUGCUGAAACACGAGACGUUUCUGUUGUUGGUUGGCGGAUCGGCGCCCCCAUUUUCCGUGCGUGCAACAGCUCUUCUGCGAAGAGAUUAAAACGCGAUAGGAGGAACGACGAAACGCAUUCGGGCUCUUUUCACGCGUUCUUCAACGGCUCAAAGGGUUGCCAAGAACGGAAUAACCAGUCACCCAACGAUUACCCAAUCCAGGAAGUCACCGCACAUUUUUUUUCUUUUUUUGGGGUGGUGCAAACAUGACCGUUCUUCUUUUUUUCUUUCUUUCUCCUCUUCGAUAUUUAUUUACCCGCACCGACUUAGGUAUACUCCAUCCAAAGCCAGCUGCAGGUUGUACUUAGCGCGUCCAAAUCUGAUGGAACGUUCUAGCUUCUUUUGGCUGGCGAUGUGAAUGGGCGGCGGGGUUACCGUUAAUUUAAUUCCCUCCUACCAUUUCGCUUUUCGGAUGUGAGUUAUUAAUAUCCUUUAUUAUUUGCAGCGCAAGUAGAAGCUCGAUUAAAUCAAGGCAGUUCAUCACUCAGAAACGUGACAACCCCCCCCCCCCCCCAUUCGAAUGAGGAAGUAAAGUCGACCGUGAUAAAAAUGAAGAAGCGAAACUGAUCUGAUCAAAAAUUUUCGGGAUUUCCCAUCGCCCGGCUCAUCAUUCAAUACGAGGCCAAGCCAAGCCCUGGAUGAUUUUUGACGUUUGCUGAGCUUGGAGGUUUUAUUUUAUUAAAAAAUAAAAUGUCUACACGUCCUCCGAUUGCCCUUGAACGUGGGGUUCGGUCAUCGUGACGUCAACUCCUUUCUUCCUCCCUUCAUCGUGCGCAUUAUUACAAAGAAGACGAAAAAGGUAUAAUAAUAAAAGCUAAAUAAAUUUUGAUAGCCAUUGAAGUCACGGAAAAGGUGUUGGAUGAGUCUCGGACUACCGAAUAGAAAGGUCAUGAACCUCGGUCCAACCAACUCGCCCCGCGUUCUCUCCGCUCUCAGCGGUUUCGUUUUUUCUUCUUCUCUUGUGUUUCAAACGCGGAUGACAAUAACUGGCAGACCGAGAGAAAUUCAAUUUAUGCGUUCAACUCCAGUCAUGGGUAAUAUUUCCGUGAUGGGUACGCACGCAUACGGUUAAUCUCUUCACCCGCAACAACGUGGAAUCGGAUGCGAAGAGGAUUGACACAUGCGUUCGUGAGCAUUGAUCCCUCUCUCAGAGGCCCCUGCGGGAUGAACAGCAGCAGCAGUUUGAUGAUGGGGAGGAAAGAAAGAAAAAGGUGGAGGGGGUUUUUCGAGCCUCUCUCCCGUCACCUAUUUAAAGCCCAGGAAAGUUCUAGUGUACCCGUCAUUGACUGUUCAACUGGUCGACAGUGUAGACG